This is a messenger RNA of Eucalyptus grandis, 1123 nucleotides long. Its product is annotated as probable inactive 2-oxoglutarate-dependent dioxygenase AOP2. NCBI's taxonomy places the organism in Eukaryota, Viridiplantae, Streptophyta, Magnoliopsida, Myrtales, Myrtaceae. The transcript has 3 exons. The record is from RefSeq and is a predicted model, not a curated record. Gene Ontology annotation, molecular function: dioxygenase activity. The coding region runs from base 101 to 1042 and encodes 313 amino acids.
UCAAGGAUGCAGAAGCCGUAUAAUCCAGCACAGAACCACCCCAAGAAAAAUGUAGGAGAAAAAUCUGGCAAAAAGUACUCAGAAAAAAGACAAAUUAAGCAUGAGCUCUAUCCCAACACCGAAGCUUCCCUUGAUCGAUCUGUCCGAAUUAGAUGGCUCAAAGCCAGGGAUAGGUCGGUGGGACUCCUUGCAAAGUCAAGUCCGCCAAGCCCUUGAAGAAUUCGGUUGCUUCGAAGCUUUGUAUGAUAAGAUGACAUUGGAGCUUCACGAUGAUGUGUUCCAAGAAUCGAAGGAAUUGCACGAGCUUCCGGCUGAUGUGAAGCACCGAUUUGUCGUCCCGGACAAACCGUUCAAUGGCUACAUUGCGAAUAGGCCUCUCGCGCCCCUCCACGAGGUGUUUGGAAUCCCCUAUGUCCAGGGCUCCAUCGAAAGAUUUGCUGAUCUCAUGUGGCCAGAGGGAAACACAAGAUUUUGUGAGACAAUGAACAAGUAUAUUACGAAGGUUUUGGAGUUGGAUUCGCUGGUGAGGAAGCUGGUUUUGCGAAGCUUUUGCAUAGACAAUCACGGGAAUUUACUAGGGGCGUCCAUCAGGUACAAUUUCCGUCUCAUAAAAUAUGCAGCUCCUGCAACUGAGUCCAAGAAGCUCGGCGUGAUGUGCCAUCGGGAUGGGAACUCCGUUACCAUACUUCACCAAAAUCACGUGAACGGGCUGGAAGUGCAAACUAAGGAUGGACGUUGGAUCGAGGUCGCCCCUUCGUCUGCUUCAUCUUUCAUUGUCCUCACUGGGGAGUCAUUCUACGGAUGGAGCAAUGGGAGAUUACAGAGCCCUUGUCACCGGGUAAUGAUGAGUGGGCAUGAGCCAAGAUAUUGCAUAGGAUUCUUCUCUAUCGACCGAGGCACAAUUCAGUGUCCUCAAGAGCUUGUGGACGAGCAACACCCUCUGCUUUUCAAGCCCUUUGACAUGGAUGGUCUCUCCCGCAUCUACAAGACAAAAGAGGGUCAAAAUGGAGCUUCGGCUGUUGAUACUUUUUAUAGAAUUUGAAGUACCGCAUAUCCUUUUGCUCAGUCAAUCGUUGCAAGUCAAGUUUAAAGGACCAUUGUUUGCCGUGUAUAUUUUAUUGAG